Molecule: messenger RNA, 894 nt
Organism: Dicrocoelium dendriticum
Lineage: Eukaryota; Metazoa; Platyhelminthes; Trematoda; Plagiorchiida; Dicrocoeliidae
Source: the annotation of a GenBank genome assembly
AUGGCUUCGAAGGGCGCUCUUUCGCACGCAGGUUUGGGUGACACACAGAGCGCUAGAACUGCAACAGAUCAGCUUACUCAGCCAUCAAAUUCCAAUAUGAGUUCGCUUCAUGACUCCCCGGAUUCGUUGCAACGACUUCUGUCGCUAGUGCGUGCUCUCACUCCCAAAGACAUUGGCUUCGACAUCCGCUGGGUGACUGAUGUGGGCGUCUACGCCGCCCCAGUGGCUUACGUUCAUGUGACAGAAAAUGAAGUAUUUUCAAUGGGCAUUUUUAUCCUACGUCCUGGCUCGCGAAUACCGCUGCAUGAUCAUCCCGGCAUGUAUGGCGUUUUGCGAGUCAUUUAUGGUUCUAUUCGUUGCCGAAGUUUCAGCCGAUUGCAAAACGUUAAAGCUAUCAAUUCGGACUGCACUAAAUCCGCCUUCGCCAAACUCUACGAUUCCCGAUGGCAGUUGUCCGAUUUGAUUAUGGUCCGCCCUUUCCAAGACGUGAUCCUCACCCCCGAAAGCCAAACGCAGCUGCUUGCACCUGACGAGGGAAACUUGCACGAAAUAACUCCCGUGGAUGGUCCGGCUGUUUUUCUGGAUAUUCUGGCGCCCCCUUACGACCAUGAUUUGGGCACAAGAGAGUGUAGAUUCUACAAAGAAAUUGUCCUACCGCAUCAGAUUUACGCAAAUACUUCAUUCAACGGGGACACAUCUCAGACCCACACGACUCCUCAUGCCUACUCGGACGACUCGGCGUCCACAACGACUACUGAGGUUUUUGAUUCUGACGAUCAGCAGUGCAUUGACAAUGACGGUUCGCGAUCACCUCUCAUCUAUCUGAUAGAGACUAACCAGCCGAAAGAUUACUGGUGUGAGGCUGCUGAAUAUGCGGGGCCAAGCGUCGUUUGA